Sorex araneus (European shrew) is the source of this 3202-nucleotide messenger RNA. RefSeq names its product zinc finger protein 345-like. The coding region runs from base 314 to 1300 and encodes 328 amino acids. The record is from RefSeq and is a predicted model, not a curated record. Gene Ontology annotation, molecular function: DNA-binding transcription repressor activity, RNA polymerase II-specific. Lineage: Eukaryota; Metazoa; Chordata; Mammalia; Eulipotyphla; Soricidae. Gene Ontology annotation, biological process: negative regulation of transcription by RNA polymerase II. The transcript has 9 exons.
CCUUUUUCCCUGGGGUCUUGGCGUUCUGGGCGGAAGUGCCAGUCGACCGCCGUUGCUGCGGAAGAAAAAAGAAUUCUUGCCUCACCUGUCCAAGCAUCCCAAGAUUCCAAGCAUCCCCCACUGUCCAUCUCUCCCAGACCAGGGGUGUGCCCUGCUGUUGAAAUCAGGAAUUUCAGCUCCCUCACGUCAAGUUGCAAAGCACCCCUGAUUCUUCAUCUCUCCCUGAGCUGGAGAACCCUGGCAUUGGGGUAAAUACUGAAGGUCUUUGCACGGAGCCUCCUGCUGAUCCUCAGAACAACAGAGGUGGGAGAAGAUGGUGACACGACUUCUGAUAAACCAUCCCCAGGAUGCGGUGACCUUUCAUGACGUGGCUGUGAACUUCAGCCCGGAGGAGUGGACAUGCCUCAACACCUCUCAGCGGAAGCUCUACAGGGACGUGAUGCUGGAGACCUACCAGCACCUGCGGGCCGUCGGGCAUUCUGGGGUGAAGCCUGCAGUGAUCUCCUGGCUGGAAGGAAAAGCCCUAAGGCCGGGUAGGAGAGGCCUGUGUGCAGUUUCAGCACAGAAAGCGUGGCUUCAGGAUUUGGCAUUACAGCAAUUUGAUUUGGGAUUGGGGUCGUCAAGUACGAGUGAGUUGGGAAGCAGCCAGUCCCAGUGGAAUGUCUCUGAUCUUGUGCUUUGUAACAAAGUCUCAAGUGAGCAAUCAUGGUCUCAUCACCAUGAGGAUGCUGUGACAGGCGGGAUGUCUUUUGAGGGUGAUCAGCAUGGCGAGAGUGACCUCACUCUGAAGAAGCCCUCCCCUGGGAAAAGGUCCUUGGAGUCUGUUCUUAGUCCACGGACACAACCCCCUUCAGUGAGGCAGCCCCUGGACUGUGGGAGAGGAGCACUGUUUAUAGCGAGUCCCUCACGCCAAUGGACCCGCAAGCAAAGUCAGCAUGAGCAGAACCCAUCUAAGUGUAAGGAAUGUGGGGGAGCCUCCCCAUGUUCUCAGCACCGUGGUGUUCCCUUAGCAACCCACAGUGGACAGAAUCCCCGGAAAAUUCAGCACCGAGGACAAACUUUGAGUCAAGGUUUACUGCGUCGUGACCAUAUGGAUGUAAAUGUAAUUGCAGGAGAGAAACCCUAUGCUUGUGAAGAAUGUGGGAAGGCCUUCGAUCGAUCCUCAUAUCUUAUUACACAUAGGAGAAUCCAUACUGGAGAGAAACUUUAUACAUGUGAAGAAUGUGGAAAGGUCUUUAUUCAAUCCUCAAGCCUUAAUUAUCACAAGAAAAUUCAUGCUGAAUGUAAGAUGGAGCAAUAGCACAGCAAGAAGGGCAUUUGCUUUGCACACGGCUGAUCUGGGUUAUAUUCCUCCGUCCCUCUUGGAGAGCCUGGCAAGCUACCGAGAGUGUCUCACCUGCAUGGCAAGCCUGGCAAGCUACCUGUGGCGUAUUUGAAAUGCCAAAAACAGUAACAAGUCUCACAAUGGAGAUGUUACUGGUGCCCACUCAAGCAAAUUGAUGAGCAACGAGAUGACAGUGAUACAGUGAUACAGAAUGUAAGCACAGGUGGUCACUGUUGAAAAGAACUGGUUUGUUGGCCCUAGUGAUAGUGCAGUAGGAAGCACACUGCUUUGUCCAGGGAUGGAAACUGGGUUCGAUCCCCAGCACGCUAUAUGGUCCUACAGCCCCACUUGGACUUAUCUGUGUACACUACUUGCUGUGACUCAGCCCCAACAAAUAAAUACAAACAAGAAAAAAAAAGAACAAAAACUUCAUUAAUACUGACAGUAAUUUGCCCCAUUAGAUGUUUUCACUAGCCCCUGCAGUCUCGGCUGUAGGGGGACGCAGCCUUGACUUCAUACAUGCAUCCCGAUCUCCACAUUGAGCAACAACUGAACCCAAACUCAGAUGUAUUUUAUUUUGCUUGAAACUGGUGCUUCUGUGUUCUGUAUAGGAAUUAUUUCAACUUGAUAUGCCUCUUCAUUGAGUUGAGAAAAAAAUUGACACAUGUCAAUGACCCUCACUUCUGUCAAUUUUGCAAGUCCUUCUUGCAGAAACAUUUGGUCAUUCCUUGGAAAUGCCAUACAUGUGCUAGGAAUUGUAUUAGCACGGUGGAAAUGUUAGGCACCACACCUGCAGGGCUCGACAUUUUUUUUAACAUGGAGAUGCUCAAGAAAUCGAGAAAUAAUUGGAAUCUUCUGCUGUUCUCCACGGAAGCAAGCAACCUUGAUGGAAUGUCUCUGAUCCUGUGCACUGUGACAAAGUCGCUAGUGAGUAGUGGUACCUGCAUUGCUGAGGGAAUGCUGAGACAGGUGGAAAGUCUACAGAGGGUAAAAGUCCAGGGAUGUUAGCAGCAAGGACAAAAUUUGAGUCAGCCAUCACACAAGUGUGAUCAUCCAAAUAUCCACACAGGAGAGACACUGUAGAUGUGUUAAGAAUGAGGGAAAGGGAGCUGGAGUGAUAGCACAGCAGGGUAGGGCGUUUGCCUUGCAUGUGGCAGACCCAGGUUUGAAUCCCAGUACCCCAUAUGGUCCCCUGAGCACUGCUAGGAGUAAUUCCUGAGUGCAUGAGUCAGGUGUAACCCCUGUGCAUCACUGGGUGUGACCCAAAAAGCAAAAAAAAAAUGUGGGGAGGCUUUCUCUCAAUCCAGGUACCUUUUUAAGCACAGGAAAAUUCUCAGUGGAGAGAAACCUCAUGAAUUUCAGACAUGUGGGAAGGCUUUCGCUCUGCCCUCACCCCUUACUGUGCAUGUGAAAAUUCAUAGUGGAGAGAAGCCUUAUAUGUGUAAGGAAUGUGGGAAGACCUUUAUUCGUUACACAGUCCUCACUAGCCAUAUGAAAAGGCAUACUGGAGAGAAACCUUUUGUGUGUAAUGAAUGUGGGGAGGCCUUCUCUGAAUCUGGGUCCCUUCCUAAUCACAGGAAGAUUCAUAGUGGAGAGAAACCUCAUCAAUGUCAGACAUAGGGAAAGGCCUUCAUUCUGCCUUCAGUCCUUACUGCACAUAUGAGAAUUCACACUAGAGAGAAGCCUUAUGUAUGUAAAGGGUGUGGGAAGACCUUUACUACAUCCUCAGGCCUUACUGCUCAUAUCAAAAGGCUUACUGCAACAAAAUUUUGUGUAUGUAAAGAAUGUGGGAAGACCUUUCUGUUUCUCUCUGAUCUUUGGAAACCUUGUAAAAUUCAUAUCGAAUGACUAAUAAAAAUUUACAAUGUCAGAACAGGA